Molecule: messenger RNA, 864 nt
Organism: Lingula anatina
Lineage: Eukaryota; Metazoa; Brachiopoda; Lingulata; Lingulida; Lingulidae
Source: RefSeq, a predicted model, not a curated record
AGCCAGCUGCAACUGCAUCAAUUCCACUUGCGCCUGACGAUCUCAUUCUACAGCAUCAUGUACGCAGUUGUCUUCUUUUGCCUUGUUGCGGCAGCGUUUGCUGAUCAUCCGAGCGGUUAUGGGACACGAUGUUACGACUGCAAUUAUGCGCCAUCGGGCUACUCUAAGAAUAAUUAUGGAUGGGCCAAGGUGGCGGCCGGAACCGAGCUGUGUGCCCUUACCAGACCAAGUGACGGAGAACAACUAGACCGAUGGAACUGCGACUCUGGUUACUGCUUCAUUCGCAAGGACCCCAACGGCUUGGUCUACAGAGGCUGUGCUAACCGGGAAAACCUGCCAAUUGACGUUGAUCCAAAAGUCCAGUGUCAGUACCAGGGCUCCAAAAUGUACCAGUCUUUGUGGUACUUCUGCAAGGGAGAUCUCUGCAAUGAUGGUGCGCUCGGAGACAAGGACAGGUGUGGCCACGGAUCUUACAAGGACUCAUUCUGCAACCCAUACAAAUGCAAAAACAACCCAUCCGGCCUGUUCGCAGACCCAUACGACAAGAACGGGUUCAUCCAGUGCGGCUGCGACUUCCAAUACGGACAGGCAUGCACAUGCUGCAAAUCUUUCAAGUUUAGCUGUCCAAAGGGAAGCACUUGGGAUGACGGGAUCAAAGCCUGCGUCAACGCCCAGCGCUCUUAUGCUCCCGUUCAUUAAUUUCAAAGUUUCAACCACUGCUAAGAUCCAAGAAAUGACCACGUGAUGCGAUUAGUUGAUUCAGCCCUUGGGCAGACCUAAGAUAUUGCUUACUCGAAAUUUGAUAUACUCAGCUUUUUAUAUUAACACUCUGCGGUUUGAAUAAAUGCAACUUUCUGAAAUUUU